This is a messenger RNA of Phyllostomus discolor (pale spear-nosed bat), 5998 nucleotides long. It is a transcript of the gene ZC3H13, whose product is annotated as zinc finger CCCH-type containing 13. The record is from RefSeq and is a predicted model, not a curated record. The coding region runs from base 378 to 5345 and encodes 1655 amino acids. The transcript is spliced from 19 exons. NCBI's taxonomy places the organism in Eukaryota, Metazoa, Chordata, Mammalia, Chiroptera, Phyllostomidae. Gene Ontology annotation, molecular function: metal ion binding.
GCCGAGGGGCACCUAGGACCCGGGCCAGCCAUCGACUUCCGGCGGCGUUUAGAGGACAUCCUUCCCAGCGGUGGCCAGUGUUUUCGUGGCUUUGUCUUACUCCCCAUCCUCUCCUUGUUGUUUUUCUGUCCACGCCCCAGUCUCGCCUGACCCUGGCGAAGCGGCUGGCGAGUUCCGCUGCUCACCCGCCGCCGGGGCCCCUCGCCAGCCGAGGGCCGGUUCCGGGGAGCCGCACGCGCACCUCCUCGUCCGUGCCGUCGCCCUCCCGAGGCCAAGCCCGGGGACUGAGAGGCGUCUCCCCCGCUCCUCGGAGCGGUGGCGGCGGUGACAGCUCGGGACUGUGCUUGCGGAGGGAGUUCGGGGAGGAGUAGUACAAAAUGUCAAAAAUCAGAAGGAAGGUCACAGUGGAAAACACGAAGACCAUUUCUGAAAGCACGUCCCGACGGCCCAGCGUGUUCGAGAGGCUCGGGCCCAGCACGGGGAGUGCGGCGGAGACGCAGUGCCGUAACUGGUUGAAGACUGGCAACUGCCUCUAUGGAAACACGUGUCGGUUCGUGCAUGGCCUUUCACCCCGUGGCAAAGGUUAUAGCAGCAGCUACAGAAGGUCCCCAGAAAGACCCACGGGGGAUCUCAGGGAAAGAAUGAAGAACAAGCGGCAGGACGUGGACGCCGAGCCGCCGAAGCGCAGCGCGGAGGAGUCGUCCUCCCCGGUCAGGAAAGAGUCUUCAAGGGGGAGACAUAGGGAAAAGGAAGACAUAAAAAUUACCAAGGAGAGAACUCCAGAGAGUGAAGAGGAAAAUGUGGAAUGGGAAACCAACAGAGACGAUUCUGACAAUGGAGAUAUCAAUUAUGAUUACGUCCAUGAGCUGUCGUUGGAAAUGAAGCGUCAGAAGAUACAGAGGGAGUUAAUGAAGCUGGAACAGGAAAACAUGGAGAAGAGAGAAGAAAUUAUUAUUAAAAAGGAGGUCUCACCAGAAGUGGUUAGAUCAAAGUUAUCUCCGUCACCUUCUCUGAGGAAGUCUAGCAAGUCUCCGAAGCGGAAAUCAAGCCCUAAGUCAUCGUCCUCGUCCAGCAAGAAGGACAAGAAGACGGCCGUGGCGUCCUCUCCCCUGCUGGACCAGCAGAGGAAUUCAAAGAGCAACCAGAGCAAGAAGAAAGGACCCCGCACUCCUAGCCCACCCCCUCCUGUACAGGAAGAUAUCGCUCUGGGGAAGAAGUACAAAGAAAAGUAUAAAGUAAAAGACAGGACAGAAGAAAAACCGAGAGAUGGCAAGGACAGAGGUCGGGACUUUGAAAGGCAAAGAGAAAAGCGAGACAAGCCCAGGUCGGCCUCCCCCUCGGGGCCGCACCGCUCGCCCGUGUCCUCCCGCCACCACUCGUCCUCCUCGCGCUCCGGGUCCUCCGUCCAGAGGCACUCGCUCUCCCCGCGUCGGAAGAGGACGCCCUCGCCGUCCUACCAGAGGACCCUGACGCCGCCGCUGCGCCGGUCCGCCUCGCCGUACCCCUCCUCCCACGGCCUGUCGUCCCCGCCCAGGAAGCAGAGCCCCCCGCGGCAGCGCUCACCCCUGCGCGAGAAGGGGCGGCACGAGCACGAGCGCGAGCGCGCCUCGCAGGCGCACGACCGGCGGCACGAGCGCAGGGAGGAGGCGAGAGGCAAGAGGGACCGGGAGAAGGACGCCAGAGACGAGCGGGAGUACGAGCAGGAGCCCAGCUCCUCCCGGGACCACAGGGAGGACCGCGAGCCCCGGGACGGGCGGGACCGCCGGGACCCCCGCGACGCCCGGGACCGGAGGGAGCUGCGGGACUCCCGGGACCUGCGGGACGCCAGGGAGCUGCGGGACUACGGCCGGGAGGCCAAGGAGGGCCGCGACCCCCGGGACGUGCGCUCCGCGCGGGACGCCCACGACUACCGGGACCGGGAAGGCCGCGAGGCGCAUCGGAAGGAGGACGCCUACCCGGAGGAGUCCCGCGGCUACGGCAGGAACCACCUGCGCGAGGAGAGCUCUCGCGCGGAGCUCCGGAGCGACUCCAGGAGCGAGUCUCGCGGCGACAUGAGGAUGGGCCGGAGCCGGGGGAGAGGCCCCCCCGAGCUGCCCGAGAAGGGGAGCCGCGGCACCAGGUCCUCUCAAGUCGACGGUCACGGCGGCGGCGGCGGCUAUCACGACAGCUGGGAGACGCGCAGCAGCUACCCCGAGAGGGACAGGUACCCUGAGAGAGACGGCAGGGACCCGCCGAGGGACUCCUCCUUCGAGAGAAGACACGGCGAGCGGGACCGCCGAGACAACCGCGACAGAGAUCCAAGACCAAGCUCACCAGUCCGACAUCAGGGGAGGAGUGACGAGCUUGAGCGCGAUGAAAGAAGAGAGGAGCGGAGAGUAGACAGAGUGGACAGAGUGGACAGAGUGGACGAGAGGAGAGACGACAGGGCCCGGGAGCGCGAGCGCGAGCGGGAGCGUGACAGGGAGCGCGAGCGGGAGCGGGACCGCGAGCGGGAGAAGGAGAGAGAGCUGGAGCGGGCGCGGGAGCGGGAGCGGGACCGGGAGAGGGACCGGGAGAGGGAGAAGGAGAGGGACCGCGAGCGGGAGCGGGACCGUGACCACGACCGCGAGCGGGAGAGAGAGCGGGAGCGGGAGAAGGAGCGCGAGCGAGAGCGAGAGGAGCGGGAGCGAGAGCGGGACCGGGAACGAGAGCGGGAGAGGGAGCGCGAGCGCGAGCGGGAGCGAGCCAGGGAGAGGGAGAGGGAGAAAGAACGGGAGCGCCAGAGGGACUGGGAGGAGAAGGACAAGGGCCGCGAGGACCGCCGCGACAAGCGAGAAGACGCCCGCGAGGACCGGAGCCUGCGCGACGCCCACGAGGAGAGGAAGGCCAAGAAGCGCUACAGAAACGAGGGGAGCCCGAGCCCUCGGCCAUCCCCGAAGCGCCGGCGCGAGCACUCUCCCGACAGCGACCCCUACAACAGCGGGGACGACAGAAACGAGAGACACAGGCUCUUGAGCCAGGUGGUGCGGCCUCAGGAGUGUCACUCUCUCAGCCCGUCGCACUUCCCGGAAGACAGGCAGGGCAGGUGGAAGGAGGAGGACCGCAAGCCCGAGAGGAAAGAGAGCUCCAGGCGCUACGAGGAGCCGGAGCCCAAAGAGAAGGCCCCCCCUGCAGACAAGCAGAGGGAGCAGGUGGAGCUCUCGGAGAGCGCCAGGCUCCGGGCCCAGGACCUGGUGGGGCACCGCCCGUCCGAGGACCUCGACGCGUCCGACGGGGCGCACGACGAGAGCAGGCGGAGGGUGAGGGUCCAGAAGAAGCCCGUGAAGAAGAAGAAGGAGGAGGACGCAGGCGCGGAGAGGGGCGGCGGCGCCGAGACGGCGUCCGAGGACGGGCAGGUGUUCUCGCCCAGGAAGGGGCUGAAGAAGAGGAGCGUGGAGAAGAGGCACAAGCGCCCCCGGGGCGAGUCCGACGUCUCCGACGACGAGGCGGCCCAGCAGAGCAAGAAGAAGCGGGGCCCGCGGACGCCCCCCCUGACGGCCAAGCAGGGGCUGGUGGGCCUCUCCGGGGACAAGGAGGCGCCCGUGGAGGACGCCCACCGGAGGGAGGACACGGCGUUCAGCGACUGGUCUGACGAGGACGUGCCUGACCGCGCCGAGGUCCCCGAGGCCGAGCGUGCUGCCACGGCUGUCACCCCCGGCAGGACGCCGUCCCCGUCGUCCCUCCCUCCUCCUCCUCCUCCCACGGCCGCAGCUGCCACGGCACCCGCUGCUCUCGCCUCGGCCACCGCCGCCGUCAGCGCCUCUGCCGCCGCGUCCGCUCCGGCCGCCCCCGCCAGUGCCGGGGAGGACUCACACCGAAAGUGCCACAAGGCGCGGGCGGAGAGGGGGGAGGCCCCGCACUCGGCCGCGGACGACGCGCCCCAUCGCAAGCCGCUGGACCAGAAGAGGAGCAGCAGCCUCGGCAGCAACCGGAGCAACCGCAGCCACACGUCCGGGCGGCUGCGCUCCCCGUCCAACGAGUCGGCCCAUCGGAGCGGGGACGACCAGAGUGGUCGGAGGAGGGUCCUGCACAGCGGCUCCAGGGACAGGGAGAAGACAAAGGGCUUCGAAGUCGCAGGGGAGAGGAAGUCCAGGAUCGACCAGCUGAAGCGCGGCGAGCCCAGUCGGAGCACGUCCUCAGAUCGCCGGGAUUCCAGGAGCCACAGUUCGCGCAGGAGCUCUCCCGAGUCGGACCGGCAGGUGCACUCGCGGUCCGGCUCCUUCGACAGCAGGGAGCGGCUGCAGGAGCGCGACCGGCACGAGCACGACCGGGAGCGGGAGCGGAGGGAGGCCCGGCCGAGGGAGUGGGACCGAGACCUCGACAAGGACUGGCCACGGGGCCGGGACCGGGACCGGCUGCGUGAGCGCGAGCGGGACAAGAGGAGGGAUUUGGACAGGGAGAGAGAGAGGCUCCUGUGCGACUCCGUGGACAGGGACAGGGACAGGGAGAGGACUUUCGAAAGCUCCUCCCAGAUGGAGUCUGUGAAACGCAGCGAAGCAAAACUGGAGCCCGAGCACGAGCGAGACCUGGAGGGCCCCUUCCGAGAUGCGGGCGCCCUGGAGAAGGAGCGCCCGGACAGGGAUCUGGCGCCCGUGCAGGGGUUCGAGGACGUCAGCAAGGCCGAGCGGACGGAGAGCAUGGAGGGGGACGACGAAUCCAAGCUGGACGACAUGCACUCCCUCGGCUCCGGUGCCGGUGAAGGCUACGAGCCCAUCAGCGACGACGAGCUGGACGAGAUCCUGGCGGGCGACGCCGAGAAGAGGGAGGACCCGCAGGAGGAGGAGAAGAUGCCGGACCCACUGGACGUGAUUGACGUGGACUGGUCCGGGCUCAUGCCCAAGCACCCGAAGGAGCCGCGAGAGCCGGGGGCCGCGCUGCUCAAGUUCACGCCUGGGGCCGUGAUGCUGCGAGUCGGGGUUUCUAAGAAGCUGGCGGGUCCCGAACUCUUUUCCAGAGUCAGAGAGACGUGCCAGAGGCUUCUGGAGAAACCCAAAGACGCAGACAGUCUCUUUGAACACGAGCUGGGGGCCCUCAACAUGGCCGCACUGCUACGGAAAGAAGAAAGGGCGAGUCUCCUCAGUGACCUGGGGCCGUGCUGUAAGGCCUUGUGCUUCCGGCGGGACUCGGCCAUCCGAAAGCAGCUGGUCAAGAACGAGAAGGGCACGGCGAAGCAGGCGUACACGGGCGCGCCGGCGGUGGACAGCGAGCUGCUGCGGCUGAGCCUGCGGCUGUUCAAGCGGAGGAGCGCCUGCCGCGCGCCGGGGCCCGACAAGGCGGAGGACGGCAAGCUGGCGCCGCCGGGCGAGCCGGAGCUGUGCGUGUCCUGAGUCGGGGCUGGGCGCGCUCGGCCUGCGCCUGCGCGCGGUGCGCCUUCUCUCCCGGAGGGCUGGCUUCGCGAGCGUUCCUGGGCCUGCGGCGGAGCGCGCUCGUGGGCCACGCAGCUGCAGUGGGGGGCGCUCUGACGCUUGAAGGCGUCAGUUUGGCAGAACGAAGACUUUACACAGUACUUAGUGCUCGUGAAAAAUAGCGUGAAAGCAUCUAGAGUCAGUAGUUUGGUGCGUUUUGUUAAAACUGAAGUUUGGGGAAGCGGUUGUCACUGCGCUUCCAGUCGACGGAGAUUUUUCUGAAAAGGAGCCACUGGCGUGUUCUGGACCCUUCCUGAAGCAGCUGCAGCGUGGCUCAGGCACUGUGUCCACGGCACGCGCACACGCACACGCAAGUACACUGUGCACCACCGCACCGCACAGGACACGGGGCGCUGGCCCUGCGCCGGGUGUGCGGGCAGUGCUCUGUAGGAGGGAGCCAGGAGACUUUUUUCCUCGUGGAACAUCUGAGAAAGUUACUUAAUGGAUCUUUGUUUUUUUUAAUAUAUGUGCGUUGUUAGAACGUGUACUGAAUGCAUUUGGAAUCUAAAUGGUUUUGUUUGUUAUCAGAGACUGUCUACUCUUUUUAUUUUUAAUAAAUAUGCCUUCUUCCCUUU